AUGGGUCGCGGAACAACGAAAAAGAUCACAGCUUCCAUCAAGAAUCCAGGGCGGAAGGCUGCUACUGCAUCAACCUCCACUCUAGAAGGGACACGCUCUCAAUAUAGUGGCCAUCUGGAUCGUGGCCGUCGAUUCCUGAAAGAUGUGGUUGAGCAGAAGCGCAAGGCUCAUGCAGACAGCAAAAGUGCUCAGUCACUGGGCCCAGAAUGCAACUCAGACGAUGACAUUGAGACCUACAGCCGUGCAUUUGAUCCCAUUCCAAAUCAAUACUCUGCUCCCGCACUGGAAUUAUUCCUCGUUCAGAAGGGUCUGACAGAGGGGAGGGGGAUAAGCACAAUGUGGGGUGUGUUCUCGGCAUUCAAGGAUCUAUGGUGGAAUGUUAAGGGCGAGACAUUCCGUGGGCCAUACCACUGCAAUGAAGUGACUGGAGUUGUUAUGGGAAACCCUGCCUUAUCAGCUGCAGUACAAGAUAUGAUGGAGAUUCUGAAGAAUAACGAGGGCACUGAAGGUGGCAUGAGAAACCAUGCAUCUGCAAUGACAAUCGAGGACAUGCAAAAGCUCAUGUCCUGGUCCUAUGAUGAAUGUUCUAACGAGCUCGUGAGCCAGAUUUAUCAGUGCCUUCAGGCAGGGGAAGUGCUUGACAUAGCAGAUGUGGUUCUGGCUCAGCGCCAUCUGAUGGUACGAGCCUUCUCAACAACUGGAUUUACUAUCUGGACAAGGAAUUUUGAGCUUACGAAGAUCAGACGCAGGGACAUUGUCUGGAACUGCCAGGGACGACCGCCCUAUGGCAUCCCUUUUGACCUCAUCAGCCUACUCAAUCGUAAGGGCUGGCAGCGAAAGGGGGAGACUGAUGGUGCACUUGAAGGUCAUGAAUACGAAGUCUAUGCCCAGUCACAUACCCCAGAGAUCUGCAUGUUCACCCAUUUACGUGCCUGGGUCAGAUUCUUGGAGGAGGUCCUGCUCCGACGUCCAUUGCAAUCCGAUGAGUUCGUGUUCCCUCAUGUAGGCACCAAUGGUGUCAUCUACCCAACUGAUGAGCUGUCAUACGAUGCCGUGAUGAAGAUGCUCACAUGGAUCUGCACAGAGGCAGUGCUGACAUCUAGGUACACUAGUCACUGCUUUCGUCAAGGUGGUGCAAGGUACCGAUUUAUGUUUGCACCACUCAGUCAGUGCUGGUCACUGGCAACAAUAAGGUGGUGGGGGGCAUGGGCAGAAGGAGAGAGUGUUGACACCCUGAUUCGCUACCUCUUGGACGAACUCACCCGCUAUGAGAAGAACCAUCGUGAUGCCUUGUGUCCAAUUCCACGUGAGGCGGAGAGAAGCUUCAAUGGGGACCACAUUCUCACAGCACCUGUCACUGCUGCCAAAACUCGCGAGCUGAAGAUGUCCUUUGACCGUCAGCUAGAUUCCCUGUCUGGCAAAGUUAGGGCUGUAUUGGACAAGCUUGCACUUGCCUCAGUAUCACCAUCCUGCUGCUCCUCCCUGUCUCCACCCCCCUCUUUGACAAUUCCCUUGUCUCGAAUACCAACUUUGAUAACUCCCUCGUCUCAAGCACCCUCUUCUGCCAACAGCACUCCGCCCCUGCCUACUACUCCAAGCCUCCAGUCAAAUCGAGUCGAAGUUACAGAACCUCCUCCGGCAUGUUUGAUGCCUGUCGUCCCACCAGCCCACAGUGGUGCAGCCAAGGCUGCACCUAUUCCAGGUGUUGGUAUUCCUGACCUACCACGUGGCCCUGAUGCAUGGCGUGCAGCUGUCAAGCAAUGGGAAGAUCCAGCUGCCUUCAUUGGCAGCAAGGCACUGAAGGACUGGCCAGAGGACUGGUACUCUGGCAUGAUGCGUACCAUCACUGGCACAAAGCGCAACAUGCGCAAAGUGAUUGCACUUGAGUUCCACCGGAUGGGGAGGGAUGAGUCGGCAUUCCUGGUGGCCUACCCAGAGGCAAGCCGCGGCGCAAAACCGCUGUUUGACGUGAUCCAGCGCAAGCGCGAGGAGCGCGGCGAGGUAAUUGGUCGGAAGAGCAAGAAUGGCCACCCAAAAGACCGUCAUGGUGCUACAGUCGCGACCACCAACACCAGCCUGAUGCAUCCUCAGUGA
Messenger RNA from Suillus plorans, 2094 nucleotides. RefSeq lists its product as uncharacterized. The record is from RefSeq and is a predicted model, not a curated record. The transcript has 7 exons. Lineage: Eukaryota; Fungi; Basidiomycota; Agaricomycetes; Boletales; Suillaceae. The coding region runs from base 1 to 2094 and encodes 697 amino acids. Gene Ontology annotation, molecular function: DNA binding. Gene Ontology annotation, biological process: DNA recombination; DNA integration.